Molecule: messenger RNA, 756 nt
Organism: Neoarthrinium moseri
Lineage: Eukaryota; Fungi; Ascomycota; Sordariomycetes; Amphisphaeriales; Apiosporaceae
Exons: 1
Coding region: 1-756 (251 amino acids)
Source: RefSeq, a predicted model, not a curated record
AUGAAGUCUACUACCAUCUCUUUCGCCAUUGGCGCACUGGCUGCUACUGUUGCUGCCGCUCCUACAGCUAUCGACUACACCCCACCAGGUGGUUGGGGAUCCGUGGAUUAUAGCAACGUAGACUACAGCAAAGUGGACUUUACCAAGGUCGACUACAGCCACGUCGAUUACAGCAAGGUCGAUUGGACCAAGGUUGAUUACAGCCAGGUCGACUACAGCAAAAUCGACUGGAGCAAGGUUGACUAUGGAAACAAGGGCUACGGCCAAUGGGACAGCGCUGUGAAGAUCUUCACCUCGACGUACAGCGUCAUUGCCACUCCAGACCAGGUUGUCAAUGGCACAGGCGCCGCGACCACAUUCACUGGUGGUUUGAAGGGCAGCAAAGGCUUCUUCAAUUACGGCAUAAUUGCUGACUCGAACACCAUCUGCUACCGCAUCGAGAUUUACGGAUUCAGAGGAAACUAUCAGUCGCCAGCAACGACGGCAACACACAUCCACCAGGCUGCCAAAGGACAGAAUGGGUCGCCACGCAUCGCCUUCCCGAACCCCGUCGCCGUCGACGAACACAAGCCAGAGGGUAAGAGGGUCAGUGUUGGAUGUGUCAGUGGACCCUUCACCACCGGAGUAAUUACCAAUGGUGCGGACACCGGCACUGGUUUCCACGUCAGCCAAAUCGAGAAGGAUCCCAAGGGUUUCUUUACCGAUAUCCACUCUAGCCUGGCGGUUCCUGGUGCGUUUAGAGGACAGCUGGCCUAG